CGCCCCGGCUGGCCUCCUGCGGGAAGCGGCGGCCGGGCGGGCGGCUGCGCGCGCAGCCUGGCUCAGGCUCCUCCCCCUCUCGGCUCCGGAGCCCGCGAGUGGCCCGCUUCUUCUCCGCCCUCCGAGAUGGCGCUGGACCCCGCAGAGCAGCAUCUCAGACAUGUGGAAAAAGAUGUUCUGAUCCCAAAAAUAAUGAGAGAAAAGGCCAGAGAGAGGUGUUCUGAACAAGUUGAAGAUUUUACCAGAUGUUGCAAGGACUCUGGAAUCCUUAUGGUAGUAAAAUGCCGGAAAGAAAAUUCUGCAUUGAAAGACUGUCUAACUGCUUACUAUAAUGAUCCAGCCUUCUAUGAAGAAUGCAAACUGGAAUAUCUCAAGGAAAGGGAAGAAUUCAGAAAAACCGGAGUUCCUACUAAGAAGAGGCUGCAGAGGCUUCCUACAAGCAUGUAGGUCAAUAUUGAGUCCAGGAAGUCACAUCUUAAUGGAAACCACUUGUAAUAUAAGCCAAAAAUGAUGGACCGAAACAAUGUUUCCUCAUCCUAAUCAUGAAAAUACUUAUUUUUUAUGAAAUAAAAAAAUCUUUAUUUCUGA
This is a messenger RNA of Peromyscus leucopus (white-footed mouse), 588 nucleotides long. RefSeq names its product C-X9-C motif containing 1 (gene Cmc1). The transcript is spliced from 4 exons. The record is from RefSeq and is a predicted model, not a curated record. Bases 127 to 447 code for a protein of 106 amino acids. NCBI's taxonomy places the organism in Eukaryota, Metazoa, Chordata, Mammalia, Rodentia, Cricetidae. Gene Ontology annotation, cellular component: mitochondrion.